Heterotrigona itama is the source of this 365-nucleotide messenger RNA. The record is from the annotation of a GenBank genome assembly. Lineage: Eukaryota; Metazoa; Arthropoda; Insecta; Hymenoptera; Apidae.
AUGCAGUAUAUGCAGUAUAAAUUGCCUAUGACAAAUGUACACAUAUUACGUAUAUUUAUUUUACUUAGGUAAUAUCAAAGACCUGUUUCACAAAAUCAAUUCCAAGAAGUGGUGAGGAUAACGAUGGUCAGUUAACGAAGCGAAAUCCCGGCAAGUUAAAGCGGUGGGGUGCCCGUGGCAAGAUAGCACCGGUCAUCGUGAACACAGCGCAGAACAGAACGGUACCAUUCUUUGCGUGCUAGUCAGCAGGCAGUAUUCAUUUUUAGUAGGGAAUUGGCUCUCGAACUGGAGCGCGGCCGCUACGACCGCAAGAGACACCUGUUGCGCUAUUAAGUAAGCCGGCAGCCGCGAAACACGAAAGCUGA